GCAGGGCUAGCGCAAACCGUGGCUGAGCUUCUUUCCAAUUAUCAGCCGGCGUCAAGUGAGCGUCGGCCGUUCUACUGUCGGAUUUGCCGAUUUCAGGGUCAAUCCCUCGAGGAUCUAGCGCAUCACAAGAAAGGAGAAUUACACCGCUUGGCCCAAGAGAGCGAACGAAAACUCUCCUUUUGCCGACUGUGUCGCAAGCAAUUUACCAGCAUGGAGCAAAUGAAAAGUCAUUUGAAAGGGAAGCCCCAUCAAGAGCUUCUCAUGAAAAGGAG
Nannochloropsis gaditana CCMP526 is the source of this 272-nucleotide messenger RNA. Its product is annotated as c2h2 zinc finger protein. The record is from RefSeq and is a predicted model, not a curated record. The annotation marks the transcript as partial. The transcript has a single exon.